This is a messenger RNA of Numida meleagris (helmeted guineafowl), 2877 nucleotides long. RefSeq names its product sterile alpha motif domain containing 3 (gene SAMD3). Gene Ontology annotation, molecular function: protein binding. NCBI's taxonomy places the organism in Eukaryota, Metazoa, Chordata, Aves, Galliformes, Numididae. The record is from RefSeq and is a predicted model, not a curated record. Bases 554 to 1996 code for a protein of 480 amino acids. The transcript is spliced from 10 exons.
GCCGUUAAGUGUUUGCCUGGCUACCUAAUGGUUGUGCAGAGGGGGUUAAUGUGCCUGAUGUGCCAGCAUAUAUACGACAGACUCUUAUCCGAUGGAUUUGGUUGUCUUGUGUGUGUGUGUGUGUGUGUGUGUGUGUGUGUGUGUGUGUGUGUGUGUGUGUGUGUGUGUGUGAGUGUGUGAGUGUGUGAGUGUGUGUGAGUGUGUGAGUGUGUGAGUGUGUGAGUGUGUGAGUGUGUGAGUGUGUGAGUGUGUGAGUGUGUGUGUGUGUGUGUCUUUCUUUAAGACGUCAGCUGUUUCCCGAGGAGCGUGGUGGUGGUGAAUUUCACACCUUUUUUUUUUUUUCUCUGUAUGGAAACCUGGGUGGUAAUGGUGCUGGAGCAGGUCGUGUUUUAUAAGGAAUGAGGCUGUCUCUGGGAGCAGAGGAAAAGCAGGGAAAGGAGAGGAGGUGAAGAAAGAGGGAUCCAAGGAAGCUGCCACCCGCGACAGGCAUUAGUUGGAUUAUCCUCACUCAUUUUUUUCAAAGCAUUGAAACUUUACUGUGUGACACCUGAAGAUGGAAAGUUGGUCGGUGGAUCAAGUCUGCAACUGGCUGAGACAGAGGAAUUUAGGAGAACUAGUUCCUAAGUUUCGCGAAGAAGAAGUAAAUGGAGCAGCUCUUCUGGCUCUGAAUGAUCGUAUGGUGCAACAGCUGGUGAAGAAGAUUGGGCACCAGGCAGUGCUAAUGGACCUGAUUAAUAAAUACAAGCAUCAAAAACAUGGGCUACAAUCCUUUGCAUAUGCCUGUGAAGCAGGCUUGCCAACACUUCCAGAGAUCAGUGGUGAAAAUCUGAAAUUAUGUUCUGCAAGAUGUAGGACAUGUUCUUAUACUUUACCAAAUUUUCCUUAUGACGUCAAGAUGGUACUAGGAGAAAAAAAAUACCCUGAUCACAGUAUGAGAAUAAGGAUGAUUGACUGUUUGCAAGCAGACAUGACAAAGUACCUAGCAGGAUCACUGUAUCCGAACGGCCAGCAGUACAACAUUGUUGUCGGGGCUUUGAUGCAGGCAUACCCGUUCCUGAAUGAAGAUGGGAAUGGCUUUUUGGUAUGGAAACGGGCACUUAAGGAUCGUUUCAAAUAUGUGCGGAGAGCCAUCGAAGAUGAUGAGCAAGUUCUGAAGAACAAAUGCAAGUUUGGCCACAGGAGAGGACAGAGCAGGAAAUCUUCAUCUGCUGAAAACAAAUCUUAUGACGUCAAAGUGCAGAAAGAGGAAGAACCUGCUUAUCUUGAAGGUGAUGCGGUGUACAUACACAUUAACUGGCUGAAGCAAGAAUAUAUGAAAACUCUGAGAAACUGGAAAGAAGUGAAUGACAAAAUGAAUGCAACCAUGCAGAUACGAAGGAAGAUGAUCUGUGAUAAGACACCUUUAAAGGACAUUCUUAGGCUAUUUCCUUUCUUAAGAUGCCCUUAUCAGCUUUUUAGGGAGUUCCAGCUUCUCACACACAUGGAUGUUUAUCAGAAAACAGUUAAGAUUUUGGAGAUUUAUUCAGAAAGCAUAUUAUCUUUGUAUCUGGUGAAGAAUAAUCCAGUUAACAUUAUGCUACAAGAAAAUCUGAAACAAAACACAGAGGAAAACGUUCUAAAAUAUAUGAAGAUGACUGCUGCAUGUUUACUUCUGCCAGAUGUCUUUGAAGAUGACUCCAGUCUGUUUGCUGCAGUGAAUGAGGAGGUGAAGGUAUUGACACCAGUGUUGGAAGUUAAAAAUCCCUUCAGUGUGAAUUCAUGCAGGUUUGCUUUGUACAUAGAAAAACAAGAGGUAGCCCAGCUCAGUGACUGUACCGCAGCUCUGGCAGCUCUGGUGGCUGCAUUUCAUGUGUUCAAUAUCCAGUGCCCAAGCAGAAUCCAAAGGACGCUGAAAUUCCUGGUGUCCCUGAUCUUUGAGAUGAACAUCCCUCAAGCGUUCCUCCCAGGUCAGGUAAAGAAAGGGCUGGAGAUACCUAAGCAUCCCAGUGUUCGCUAGCGUACUCGUGUCAGGAACUUUUGGAAUUUUGUCAAAACAAAUCUCUUUGUUGUGAAGAUAAAUCAGUGCAUUCAUUCUAGUGAAAGUGUUUGUGUAUUUCUAACAGUUAUGUUUAAUAAUGUCUGCUUUUUAAAAAUUGUACUAGCUACUUUUUUAAAAACCUAAAAUUGUCUAGAGCUGUCUGGAAGCAUUAGAGCAACUAAAAUUUUCUAGUUUACUGCAUAUGUUAUGUAUUAGUUUUCCAUACAGAGCAUUUUACAAAUGCAGAUAAUAUUUUUACCAUCAGAAUUAAAAAACGUACUUGUGAGUUAAUGUGAGCGCUUAAUGUUCUGAAUUUACACAAAUUAAACAUUUGUUACCUCUCUAUUAUCAUCAUGUGAUCAUUGGAAGUGCUUGAAUGUAUUUCAUUGUUUUAAAAUACUGGGCUUGAUUUAUAAUUUACAGGAUGAUGAGUUUUCAUUCUUUUCUCAACCCAUGAAAUGUUUUCUUCUUUCUUUUAACAUUAACCCAAAGUUUGCUAAAUAAGGAUUCUGAGAUCAGCUCUCAAAGUAGCAAGAAUGACUUUCUGGGAUGCUGCCACGUGCAUUUGUAACAACAGCUUUUGUGCUGGGAAACAAAUGCCUCAUUUUCUGUCUGAGUUUGUUCACCAGAACAGAUCAGCCAUCUCCACAUGAUACAUGUCCUGUCUGCCCACACACAGCGGAGCCAUUCUGUCUUCUUCCACAGUCUUCUUUUCUCCCUGCCAUAGCCCUCUUAACUCCUUAAGUGCCUUGCACAUCUGGAAAUCCUGAUAUAGUGGAUGGCUUUGGGUAAGCUCGUAGCGAUGGACAGUAGCAGCUGCCAGCAAGCUUGACCACUGCCUUAGUUAGUAUAGACAGAAU